AUGACACAGAACACUUUCCCCGCAGACACUGUAGACCUGGCAGACUAUCUGCUCAUCCGUCUACGCCAACUGGGCAUUCAGUCCGUGUUUGGCGUGCCGGGCGACUACAAUCUCCGGCUGCUGGACUAUGUCACCCCCGCCGGGCUCCAUUGGGUGGGAAACUGUAACGAACUGAACGCUGCGUACGCCGCCGAUGGCUAUGCUCGCAUCAAUGGCCUCUCGGCGUUGAUCACGACGUUCGGCGUCGGGGAGCUGUCCGCCAUCAACGGCAUUGCCGGUGCCUACUCCGAGCGAGCCCCCAUUAUCCAUAUUGUCGGCACGCCUCCACGACCUCUGCAGGACAACCGUGUGACGAUGCACCAUACCUUGACGGACGGCGACUACCGCCACUUCGCCGCAAUGGCGGCCCACGUCACCGCCGCUCAGGUUGAGGUCCGCGAUGCCGAGACCGCACCGGAGAAGAUCGACUACGCCCUGCAACAGGCUCUGGUUCACAGCCGUCCUGUCUACAUCGAAGUGCCGGAUGACAUUGUCGACGUGCAGGUUUCGGCAGCGAACCUGACUACUAAGAGUAUUGCCCUGCCGAUGGCGGUACCGGCGAAACACGAAUCGCAUGUGUUGGCGCAGGCGCUGGAGCGGAUAUACGCAGCCAAACAGCCUCUCAUCCUGGUCGAUGGCGAAACGAGAUCACUCGGCCUCGUGGACCAGGUUGAGAAACUUGUGAAAUUGACGUCCUGGCCCACGUGGACGACGGUUUUCGGCAAGGGCCUAGUAAAUGAGCAGUUGCCAAACGUCUACGGACACUACGCAGCCGACUUGGGAGACCCGCAGUGGAAGGCCUACUUUGACUCGGCCGACCUGAUCAUCGUAUUCGGUCCUCACUACAGCGAUACCAACAGCCAGGCGUUCGCCGCAAUCCCACGUCCUUCGGUGACUAUCUCAGUCACCCACGGUGGCAUCCAAGUUGGAAAUGACAUCUACCGCGACGUAUCGCGCAAGUUCGUGGACACCCUCCUGGAACAUCUCGAUAGCACUAGACUUGCCCGGACUGCUGGUCCACCCAUGACCGCGAACACCGCAGACCCGCUCGAUCCCGCUGGAACCAUCACACAGAAACACUUCUACCGGGUGGUAAAUUCGCUCCUCCGGGAAGGAGACCUGGUCCUCACGGAGACGGGCACCGCAGCACACGGCGGCCGUACAUUUAAAUUGCCUCCUAAUACCCGGACCUUUGGCGCCGUGACCUGGUUGUCGAUUGGAUACAUGCUUCCAGCGACGCUGGGCGCCGAACUGGCGCACCGCGAGCGCAACCGAGGCAGCCCUACCCGCUCGCUUCUCUUCAUUGGUGACGGUAGCCUGCAGAUGACGGUGCAAGAGUUGAGCACUAUCAUCCAGGAGGACCUCAAUGUGAUUAUCUUCAUCAUCAAUAACGGAGGUUACACGAUUGAACGCGCCAUCCACGGACGAAGGCAGCCGUACAAUGACGUCGCCGUCUGGAAACAUCCGUUUGCCUUCAACCUGUUCGGCUACGACGAGGAGCGCAGCAAGAAGAGCACCUUCUCUGCUCGGACAUGGGGAGAACUGGACGAGGUUCUGAAGAACCCGCAGAUACAGGAUGGGACAGGGGUCCGGAUGGUCGAAGUUUACAUGGACCGCGAGGAUGUUGAGGGCGCGCUCUUGCGUCUGAUGAAGACGCAGAUCUCAAAGGAGAAGCAGUAG
This is a messenger RNA of Aspergillus terreus NIH2624, 1719 nucleotides long. Its product is annotated as alpha-keto acid decarboxylase family protein. The coding region runs from base 1 to 1719 and encodes 572 amino acids. Gene Ontology annotation, molecular function: carboxy-lyase activity; thiamine pyrophosphate binding; magnesium ion binding. The record is from RefSeq and is a predicted model, not a curated record. NCBI's taxonomy places the organism in Eukaryota, Fungi, Ascomycota, Eurotiomycetes, Eurotiales, Aspergillaceae. The transcript has a single exon.